This is a messenger RNA of Lingula anatina, 1037 nucleotides long. RefSeq lists its product as uncharacterized. Gene Ontology annotation, cellular component: plasma membrane. The record is from RefSeq and is a predicted model, not a curated record. NCBI's taxonomy places the organism in Eukaryota, Metazoa, Brachiopoda, Lingulata, Lingulida, Lingulidae.
CUCCCUGGAAGAAUCAUGCAGCAGUCGGCCACGUGUCGGUCUGACAGGACGUGGUCUGGCUCACAGCGGGAUUGCACAGCUGACAACACUUACGUUGGCUGUUUCAAUAAUUUUGGAACCAAUUCUCUGGACGCCCUGAUAACACCAGUAACUAACACGCCUGCAGUGGCAACCAAUUACGUCGAUAGAUGUCGCCUGCACUGUCUGGACAACAGUUUUAAAUACGCUGGUCUAGUUGGUGGAGACUCGUGUAGAUGCGACAAUGUGUAUAACCCGUACCAGGGCCAGAAUACAGACAGUCUGUGUGACACACAUUGUUCUGGAGGGGACUCGGGGUUCUGGUGUGGAGGGGCAGGCACUGGGAAAAUUAUCAUCCACAAAACUGCCGACCAGUGUUCUCCUAUAACUACCGGUCACUCCACAAUAAAUACUACGGCACACCAGGUUGGGGCCGUGGUCUUGAUCACGUGUGCUACGGGCUACUGGUUCCCGGAUAAUUACGGACAUUAUCGUGUAGUCACGUGCCGCCAAAAUGAGGUUUGGAGUAAUACAGUGCACGUCUGCGAAGGUACGUAGAAAAGUGAUAAAAAUGUAAGGUAAACUUUUUUAUAUUUCUUUAUUAAUUCUGUUUUCAUAUUUGAUUACAAAUGGUACGGAUGGCUAUAGCAUUUUAUUUAUUUAUUUAUUUAUUUAUUACAUUUGCUCUCAGUGCAAUAUAAAUGGUUGUUACUUGGAACAAGGUAAUGUACUUAGUUUCCUCCAGUAAACUUUGACGAGAGGUAAGUCUAGAAGUAAAUCUAAGGAGAAAUCCUUUGUAAUAAUUCACAUCCAAACGCUAACUUUUGUUAAAGUAACUGCCCCAUAUGCAUCAAGGUGAGUUCUUAUUCCUUAUUCUCAGUCUAUUGUUUUCAACGUCUUGCGUGCCAGACUGUCCCUCCGUGUACACGGAGUAAUUGUGGCGAGGUCAUAUAUGACUCGGAUGACUAUUGUGGUGUCUCUACAUGUUUUUUUUGAUAUACUAUGAUGCGGAUGUAAUG